AUGAAUAACUUUAUGGUAAGAAUUAAAGGCAGUAGCGAAAAGAUCAACAAUGCGAUAAGAGAAGUAUUCACAAAGAACUUUGUUGAAGAUAAUUUUUUUGAAAAAGAAAUUGAACUAAAGGAUCAGGUGAAGAAGAGGGAGAUAUAUAUGCUAACAGAAAAUUAUGUUGAUACAUAUAUGAAGCAAUAUUUAAUAAAAAAUGAUGACAACCAUUGGUUUUACUCCAUAUUAUGUGAGUUCAGUGUUGUACCAGACAAUAAUAAUAUUAUUACUUGUACAGGUGUUAAUGAUGUAUCCAUUAUUCCUAGUGUACUAAAUGUAGAGUUUUACGCUUCUGAUGUAUAUUUUGAAAAUAUGGAAAAUGAAGAAUUCCAAAUAAAAUUGAUUGAAAAAAGGAAAAAAGCAUAUAAAGAGGUUAAGGUAAAGAACAGGAGUGUUUUAUUGCUCCAUGGAUACUUUAACUAUAUUGAUAAAGGCGAUGUUCGUGAGAACAAAGCAAAUGAUAUAAAAGGCUUGUAUUAUUAUAUUCAAGAGAAUAUACAUAAUUUAAACAAAUGGGUUAAUAAUAUUGAAGGAAGUUUUAUUUUAAUUUAUGUUCAUUAUGAACAUGGUCAGGUAAAUUUUUUUUUUUUUAAUGACCAAUUUGGUAUGAAGUCUUUUAUUUUUUUUUAUGAACAAAGCUCAAUUAUACUUACGAACAUGUACGGAUUUUUUAUAAAUUAUGAUUUUAAUUAUAUUCCCAUAAAUGAUGAAUAUUAUCAAUUUGACGACAAAUCAGUCAGAGGUAACUUGAAUUUAAUUGAUGAUGAUCCUUUUUUAUUUUUUUUUCAUACUAAUGAAAAAACUCCAAAUAAGUGUACUGAUCGCGUAGUAUAUUGCUAUAGUGAGGAAAAUAUAAUAAAAAGGGAGUACUUGAAUAUGGUAAAUAUAAAUGAAAAAGUAGGCUUUCAAAUAAAUCCAUAUUAUGUGUACAAUUUAGUGUUAUUAUUAGAAAAAGGCGAAAUUUUCCUAAAAAAUGUGAAGAAGGAAAAUUGUAUUUACACAAAUCACUAUGAGUGGAAUGAGCAAAAAUUAACAUUUAGUCAGAAUUUUUACGACAUAUUUAAUUAUUUUGAACGACAUCAUUUUUUUCAUAAUGUUCAUACAGAUGAACUAGUUUAUUUGAAGAAAAUCGUAGCAACUUUAAUAAAUCAGAUAAAGGACCAUGAAGAAAAUAAAAAAGGCGGAAGUAAUCUUAAUAAGGGGCGUAUGUUUACAGAGACAAAACUUAAUAAUAUUUUUAUAAAUCUGUACCUAAAUUUGUUAAGCAAUGUGAUAAAAAAAAAGUUGGAGCAAGUUUUCCUGCAUCAUUCAGGUAAAUUAGAUCAAAAAAUGGAGCCUAAGGGUGAAAAUAAAAUCGGAGUGGAAAAUACUACUUCCCAAGGUGGAAAAAGAAAAUCAGUGGGUAUCCUAUUCUCAGGUGGAAUCGAUUCGACACUAUUGACAUUAAUUACGAUAAGAAAUUUUUUCCCCCUUUAUGAGGACGGAUAUAUGGAAUUAAUUAAUGUAUCUUUUAAUGAAAAUGCAGUUGAUAGGUACACAUGUCUUAUUGCUUAUGAAAAAAUAAUUAAUAUGUUUCCUGGAUAUGAUAUCAGAUUAGUCCUUGUUGAUGUAUCCGGUGUUGAGUUAAUAAAUUAUGAAAGGAUAAUUUAUUCUUUGAUCUCACCAAAUAAUACUACAAUGGACUAUAACAUUUCAUCCGCUUUUUUUUUUGCAAAUAUGGGUAAAGGAUAUAUUUGUCAACGCUCAUUUUUUAAUUUACAUGAAUGGAAAUAUAUAAAAAAAAAGGCCAUGGCUAUACUCAAUAUUAAUUUUGAGGGGCAAAUAAAGGAGCAUACAUUAGGUGUACCGAAAGAAAAGGAACAGAGUAUAAAUGUACAGAAUAAAAAAGAAGAGAAAGACGUGGAAGGAGUAGUGGGAGUGUGUACUGAAAGGAAAAUAAAAAACAAAUGCUACGUGUGCGAAUUUGUUAGAAAUAAGAAAUGUGUUCAUAGGUGUUGUUCUAUAUGUUGUAGGAAACUAAGAUAUGUAUAUAUAAAGGAGUUUCUACUAGAGAAAGAGAAAAUCAAAGCAAAUAAAUAUAUGAAAGAGAACGAGGUAAAAAAUAAGAAAGAUGGUGUUACUACUCCUACCAGUAGUAGCACAAGACACAAUACAUAUAAAAAGAUAGAUGGAAGUGAAAAAAGACAAAACAACUAUGUUGAUAUGUAUGAAGUGAAGUACGAUGAAACAAACUCGAACAAAAAAUGCAUAUAUUUGCUAAUAAAAAAGAAAAAAAUUUUCAUUAAUUUUGAAAUAUUCCGUGAGUGCCAUGUGCACAAAGGGAAAAUGUAUGACUACCAACAGAUAGGCUUGCUCUACCGUGAAUUUAAUAAGGAGCUAGAACAGAGCAAAAAUGAAGGAAGAAAAAGGGGGGAAGAUGGAAAAAAGGACGGUGUAUAUAUUGAUAAGAGUAACUACUUGAAUAGCAAAUAUGACAAUGAUACGUAUGACCAUAUGUGUGGAAUAGUUUUUGACGAAAAAUCGCAUAUACAGAAGAACAGUAGCAAGAGGUACUUGAAAAAAGGGAAUGAUGAAACAACUAGAAAUGCGGAAAAAGAAACAUAUAGUUUGAAUGAAGAAUGUUAUAUGAGAGAAGAAAAAUUAAGUGAUAACAAUUUUUUUUUAAAAAAGGAUAAACAAAACUUUAUUGACAAGUUCGUUACAGCGAGAACUGCUAAUGAUGCUAAUAAUUUUGAAAAAAUAAAAAGUCUAUUUUCCAAAGAGAAAUAUAAAAAAGGAGAAAGUAUGAACAAAAAGGAAGCUAUUAAUAAAAAUAAAAUUUUAACAGAUUAUCAGCACGAAAAGGAGGAAAGGGAGGAUGAGUCUUUAAAUUUUUUAAAUAGAAAAUUAUAUAACAAAGGUAAUAAUGAAGAUACAGGAGAAAUAUAUUAUUGUAAUCAUGAAUUACUUAUAAUAGGUAGUGGUGCCGAUGAAUUGUAUGGAGGUUAUUACAGACAGAACAACACAAAUAAUACUAAUAAGAGAAAAACGCAGGAAAAUUACAAAAUGAAUGAAAUGAUAAAAGAUAUUAAAAGAAUUUGGAAUAGAAAUUUAUAUCGAGAUGAUCGUAUCUUUACUUUUACAAGUAGAUCGAAAAAGCAUAUUUUUUAUCCCUACUUGAAUAUACAUUUAGUGAACUUUCUGUUUUUGGUUUCGUUUUACUUGAUAGAGGCUCCUAUUCUUAGUUCGUUCGGUUUGGAAAAAAGGAAUAGAAGUGAUGAUGAGGGAGAAGCGGAGGAAACGAAAGAGGAAUCAUUGGAUGAAGCAGCGGAAGAUAUACCACCAAUACCCAUUUCAGAAGAACACACCUGUCAAAGAUAUAAUGUAGAUAAAAAGGAAAGGACAAAGGAGAAGGAUACAUUAAUGAGAAAGGAAAACUACUGUCUCGUUUUUGUCGAAAGGGUAGAAGAAUGUUACAAUUUAUACAGACUUAUUAAAAAUUAUAAAAUUAGUAAGUGGAUUUUAAGAAUGGCCAUAUUUUUCUUAAAAUUCAAAGAAUUAAUGUUUUUCAAAAAAAAAGCUAUUCAGUUCGGUUCAAAAGCAAAAAAUACAAGAAAAUAUAUGAAGGAAUCUAUUACUUCAUCUUUUAAUGAUCAAGGAACGGGUACUUGCUUACUUGAUACAGAUAACAAAAAAAAGGGGCAUGACUCAUACACACUUUUAUCUCAGUACAUAAACACAUUUGAAGGAAUACAUGUUGAUUAA
Molecule: messenger RNA, 3786 nt
Organism: Plasmodium malariae
Lineage: Eukaryota; Apicomplexa; Aconoidasida; Haemosporida; Plasmodiidae
Product: conserved Plasmodium protein, unknown function
Exons: 1
Coding region: 1-3786 (1261 amino acids)
Source: RefSeq, a predicted model, not a curated record